Messenger RNA from Cyclocybe aegerita, 1146 nucleotides. Lineage: Eukaryota; Fungi; Basidiomycota; Agaricomycetes; Agaricales; Hemipholiotaceae. The record is from the annotation of a GenBank genome assembly.
AUGGAACAGAAACAGGAUCGGGCCGAUAACCCCAGCCAAUGGGAUGGGCAGCCGGAUCCCGCUGAACCGCGAUCAACGAUGCUCAACAUCGUUGAUCUUGGUCUUUCUCCACCACUUCCCUCACCCCCUCGCUGCAAAGCAGCCCCGAAAUGCGAGACAAGCGUUCACAUCGAUGACGACACACCAAAACCGCCCCUCCCCUUGCGACAGGGAUGUGGGCUCGGGCACCUCCAUGCCCACCACCGUCUGCUUGGCCACCACCACCUGCUUGCCCGCCACCACCCUCUUGCCCAACAUCGCACGCUCGCCUGCCAUUGCCCUUCGACCAGGCGGAGGAUAGCAACGGCAGUGACGAUGAGGACGGGGCACGAUGUCGACGAGGACGGUGGGGGCAUGAUGAGGACGACAGGGGCACAACGACGAGGACGCGGGGGUAUGGUGACGAGGACGACGGGGGGGCAGGACAAUGAGGAUGGGGGGAUGACAACGAGGACGACGGCAGGGCACCCUUCACCCCUGCCUUCGCCCCUCAUUCACUCGCCCCGUCCUCUCCCUCGCCCUGUUGCCCUCUGCCCCGCCUUCUUGCCCCCCUCGCCCGCCAUCUCGCCCUCUUCCCUCGCCUUCUUGCCCUUGCCCUUGCCCUUGCCCUCUGCCUUGCCCCUGUCCUCUGCCUCGCUUGCCUUCACCCUCUCCCCCCCGUCCGCCCCUCACUCGCCCCUUGUCCGCCCUCUGCCUCACCCUCGCCGUCUGCCUAGCCCCUGUCCUCUCGCCGUCUACCCCUCCGUCUCGCCUUCGUCGUCAGCCUCUUGCCCUCUUGCCCCUCACCCUUUCGCCCCUCACCCUUCCGCCCCCCUCGCCCUCUCGCCGCCAUCUCGCCCCUCACCCUUUUGCCCUUUUGCCUUUGCCUUUGCCGUCGCCUCUCGCCCUCUGCCCACCCUCGCCCUCUGCCCUCGCUCUUGCCAUCUCCCCUCGCUCUUGCCAUCUCCCCUCGCUCUCCCUCAUCCACCUCGCCGUCUCACCGUCUCCCUUGCCAUCUCCCUCUCACCCUCGCCCCCAUCCUCUGCCCCGCCAUCUCACCCACCGUCUCACCACGACGACAACGAUGGGCACGGAACAACAACAACGACAACGGGGGGCACAGAAUGA